GGAUCGAGCCACGAGACGCGCCGAGGCCCGGCUGCUUGGGUUUCCGUCAGGACUGGAGUCCAGAGGCACGCGGACCGCGGCGGCGAUGGAGAGGGGCGCGGGGGCCCGCACGGCCAGCGCGCUGUUCGCGGGGUUCCGGGCCCUGGGGCUCUUCAGCAACGACGUCCCGCACGUGGUGCGGUUCAGUGCGCUGAAACGCCGCUUCUACGUGGCGACCUGCGUGGGCAAGAGCUUCCACACCUAUGAUGUUCAGAAACUUAGUCUGGUCGCAGUAAGUAACUCUCUUCCACAGGAUAUCUGCUGUAUGGCAGCUGAUGGGAAGCUAGUCUUUGCUGCUUAUGGAAAUGUUUUCUCUGCAUUUGCCCGAAAUAAAGAGGUAGUACACACCUUUAAGGGUCAUAAGGCAGACAUCCAUCUUUUGCAACCCUUUGGGGAUCACAUUAUCUCUGUUGAUACUGACAGCAUUCUUAUUAUUUGGCACAUAUAUUCAGAAGAAGAAUACCUGCAGUUGACUUUUGAUAAAUCGGUAUUUAAAAUUUCCGCAAUUUUGCAUCCGAGUACCUACUUGAAUAAAAUACUUCUUGGCAGUGAACAAGGAAGCCUACAGUUAUGGAAUGUAAAAUCCAAUAAACUUCUAUAUACAUUUCCAGGAUGGAAAGUUGGAGUGACAGCUCUUCAGCAGGCACCAGCUGUGGAUGUUGUUGCUGUUGGUCUCAUGUCGGGUCAGGUUAUCAUUCACAACAUUAAGUUUGAUGAAACAUUAAUGAAGUUUCGUCAAGACUGGGGACCUAUUACUUCUAUUUCAUUUCGCACAGAUGGUCAUCCAAUAAUGGCAGCUGGCAGUCCAUGUGGCCAUAUUGGACUCUGGGAUCUAGAAGACAAAAAAUUAAUCAAUCAAAUGAGAAAUGCACAUUCUACAGCAAUUGCCGGACUGACAUUUCUCCAUAGAGAGCCACUUCUUGUCACAAAUGGCGCUGACAAUGCUCUCAGGAUAUGGAUAUUUGAUGGUCCCACAGGUGAAGGCCGGCUUUUGAGAUUCAGAAUGGGACAUAGUGCUCCUCUUACCACAAUCAGAUAUUAUGGACAAAAUGGACAGCAAAUUCUUAGCGCAAGUCAAGAUGGAACUCUUCAGUCAUUUUCCACGAUACAUGAAAAAUUUAACAAGAGCUUGGGACACGGAUUAAUAAAUAAAAAGAGAGUCAAACGUAAAGGACUUCAGAAUACCAUGUCAGUGCGACUUUCACCCAUCACAAAGUUUGCAGCUGAGGAAGCUCGUGAAAGUGAGUGGGAUGGUAUCAUUGCUUGCCAUCAAGGUAAGCUGUCAUGCUCCACCUGGAACUAUCAGAGAUCUACAAUAGGUGCUUACUUUCUCAAGCCAAAAGAGCUGAAGAGAGAUGACAUAACUGCAACAGCAGUGGAUAUAACUUCUUGUGGAAACUUUGCUAUAAUUGGUCUCUCAUCAGGAACUGUGGAUGUAUAUAACAUGCAGUCUGGUAUACAUCGAGGAAGUUUUGGCAAAGAUCAAGCUCAUGAAGGGUCUGUUAGAGGUGUUGCAGUGGAUGGAUUAAACCAGUUGACCAUCACAGCUGGUAGUGAAAGAUUACUCAAGUUCUGGAAUUUUAAAAACAAAGUUUUAAUCCAUUCUGUGAGCCUCGAGUCAUCUCCAAAUAUGAUGCUGCUACAUAGAGACAGUGGCAUUCUGGGACUUGCCUUGGAUGACUUCUCCAUUAGUGUUCUGGACAUAGAAACUAGGAAGAUUGUCAGAGAGUUUUCUGGACACCAGGGCCAAAUAAAUGACAUGACUUUCAGUCCUGAUGGUCGUUGGUUAAUAAGCGCUUCAAUGGAUUGCUCUGUUAGAACUUGGGACCUUCCGUCUGGGUGCCUUAUAGACAGCUUUUUGCUGGACUCAGCUCCUCUCAAUGUUACUAUGUCCCCUACUGGAGACUUUCUGGCUACUUCCCAUGUGGACCACCUUGGAAUUUAUCUGUGGUCCAAUGUCUCCCUGUAUUCAGUUGUUUCAUUACGACCACUUCCUGCAGAUUAUGUUCCUUCAGUAGUGAUGCUUCCUGGUACUUGUCAAACCCAAGAUGUAGAAUUAUCAGAAGAAACCAUAGAACCAAGUGAUGAAAUGAUAGAGUAUGAUUCCCCAGAACAGCUGAAUGAGCAGUUGGUGACUCUAUCACUCCUCCCUGAGUCACGGUGGAAAAACCUUCUUAAUCUUGAUGUUAUUAAGAAAAAGAAUAAACCAAAGGAACCACCCAAAGUACCCAAAUCAGCACCGUUUUUUAUUCCGACAGUUCCUGGCCUUGUACCCAGAUAUGCUGCACCUGAACAAAAUAAUGAUCCCCAGCAGUCUAAAGUGGUAAAUCUUGGAAUUUUGGCUCAAAAAUCAGAUUUCUGCUUGAAACUUGAAGAAGGACUGGUAAAUAAUAAAUAUGAGGCUGCUCUUAACCUUCUGAAAGAAUUAGGCCCAUCAGGAAUUGAAACAGAGCUGCGAAGCUUGUCUCCUGAUUGUGGCGGGUCUGUAGAAGUCAUGCAGAGCUUCUUAAAAAUGAUCGGGAUGAUGUUGGACAGAAAGCGUGAUUUUGAGUUAGCCCAGGCAUACCUUGCGUUGUUUUUAAAGUUACAUCUCAAAAUGCUUUCUUCAGAGCCAGUGCUUAUAGAAGAAAUGACAAAGUUAUCAUCACAGGUGGAAGAAAAUUGGAUCCAUUUACAGUCACUCUUCAAUCAAAGCAUGUGUGUUUUAAAUUAUAUAAAAAGUGCUUUGUUAUAAAAGUAAAUUGACUAAAUAAAUCAAAGACUUUCAUAUUAAAUGGGUUCAGUUUAACUCAUAUCUUGUUUUCCAAGUUUCAAUGUGAAAAGAAAAUAAACGCUGGCACUGACUAGUCAGUCAUUCUCCCCCUUAAAUGCUAAAUACUUUCUGGCUGCCCUUUGUUUUAAAGACUUAACGAAUCUGCUCAAAUGAUUUAUUUUCUGAGUCUCUUCACAUCGGUUACUUGUAUAUGACUUUUUUUGGAUUGUCAUCACCAGCUCAUGUUCUUUUUUUUUUUUGAGGAAGAUUGGCCCUGCACUAACAUCUGUUGCCAAUCUUCCUCUUCUUUUUUUUUUUCUUUCUUUCCUCCCUAAAGCCCCAGUACAUAGUUGUAUAUCAUAGUUGUAGAGUUGUAGCUCUUCCAUAUGGGAUGCCACCUCAGUGUGGCUUGAUGAGCGGUGAGUAAGUCCAUGCCCGGGAUCCGAACUGGGGAACCCCAGACCGCCAAAGUGGAGUGUGCGAACUUAACCACUACACCACCGGGCUGGCCCCCCGGCUCAGGUUUUUUGAAUAUCUGUAACAUAGAAGAGAUGCUGGGUGUUUUCAUGUAAAGUAUUGCUGUAUUAAAUUGAAGAUAAAACUGAUAGAUAAUGCAGUUAUAAAAGUGCCUUCAUGAUAUGAAGUAAAAAGUUGUGUUUCCUUCCUUGUUGGCCUUUGAUGAAAACGUGGAUCGAGGAAUCUUAGAGCUGGAAGGUGUGUCAGACAUUAGUGCAGCCCUCCUGUAAUGCACAGAGGAGGCUGCUGAAAUCAGCUCGGGAUCUCAGUGACAGAUCCAGAUUUUCUAACACUGCCAUGGUGCUCUCUCUAGAGUAGCCUUUCUAAAGGAACUUGUCCUUGUAUUAGGAACAUGAGAGGCACUUUUACAAGGCACAUUGCUACAGGAGACACUUGACAGAUACCUAGGAUAGGUCGGGAAAAUUCCAAAUUCCGUCGAAGAUAUCCUUAAAAGGUUUUUCUUCCCCACUGAUGACGUUUUUAUUUGGGAGGAAACUGCUGACUGUACUUUUCUCUCAUAACCAUUGUGAAACCAGAUAGCUGUGGCAGUUUCUCAUUAUCGUUUUCUUUUCAUGGUUCAAGACUUGAGCCAUACAUGGAUUAAAAAUAAGUGAUUCUUAAAAGCACAGCGCUCUAAAAACAAUAUUUAGUUUACGCUACUCUAAAGUAGUGUCAUUCAUGAAAUGCAGCCGGUUGUAUUUGAAAGCCAGUAUGGUUCUCAUUAGGAUAAGAAGGUUUUACAGAAAAAUCUCCAGAAAGAAGAGUCCUCGUGAGUUGAUCAGUGAUAACUUUAAAUAUCAAAGUGUUUUUGUUUAAUGGUGUAAAGUAGGAUUAGUAAACUGCUAAAGAAAUAAGCCAGUCUGGUUUUGUACUCUCAUUUUGUAUUUCUUUUAGAAGUGUAAAUAAACUUAAUAAAGCCAUUGACUGAAAUGUUAAUAAUGAUUUAAGUUCUAACUUUAAAACUAUUUCUCUCUGCCGCAAAUAGUAUAUUCUAAAGAUAUGGCAAGAUUUCAGUAUACAGUCAUGUACCAUGAAGAUUGUAAAUAACUAAAACAAAAUAAUAAGCACUCUAAACUGAAAUUGUAUUGCUUUUGUAAAUCUUGAACUGAAUUUUCUUCUUUUUCAAAUGAGAACACAGGAGUUGUGUGUGUUGUUUUUAUUGGAGAUAACUUUAGAUAGUAUUACGACACUAUUUUGGUAGUUAAUCUUCCAGAACCUUUGCUCUGUGUUUGCCAUCAAGGAAGGGAGGGAGAAGGAAAUACAAAGGAUAAUUUUGUGUGUAUGUUUUUUCUUAAAAUGUAUGACUCUGUGUCCUGUUUUUCCUUUAAAUUUUAAAUUACAAAUGUAGUAUAUGACAACAUUUUACUUGUAAAAACAUCAGAGACAAGUCUGUUUUUAACUAUCAGCUUCAAACCCAUUAUUCUCCCUAGAAAUAACAGUUGUUAACUUUCCAUCUGGACCUUUUUCUAUGAAUGUAUAUACAUGUUAUAUAUGCCAAAGGAAAUUAAAUAUAUAGUUUUGGUUUUUACAUAAAUAUAUGUUUAUCAUUCUGCAGCUUUUCUACUUGGUUUUCUAUUUUUCGUUAUAAUCAUACAUAAUCUCUUCACUUUUUAACGUCCCACAAUCCGUUUAGCCUAUAAUGGACUCUUAAGGUAGAUUCCUUUUUUUCUUUUUCCUAAUUACAAACAGUGCUGAAAGAACAUCAUCCUGUAUGACUUUUAUGUGCAUAUAAGGAUUUCUCUGUAAUAUGUGCUUUGGCUUUGAAUUGCUGGGCCAGAGUUAGGCAGUUUUAAAAGAGAUAAUUCAGUUGGCUUCCAAAAUGACUGUUAUCAAUUUAUAGUUUCUCGUAUCAUUUUAAAAUUUUUUAUUAAUCUAGUGGGUGGAAAAAUGUUGUUUUAAUUCAAAAAUUUCUGUCACUAAUGAGGAUGGGCAUCUUUUCAUAUGUUUAUUUUAGACCAUUUUUAUAUUUCUCAUGUGAAUUACCUUUUCCCAACACUGCUCAUUUUUUUAUUGAGUGAUUUGUCUCAUGGAUUUGUUCGGAGUUUUUCAUAUAGUUUAGAUGUUAGUCUUUUAUGUUUGUUACCAGUGUUUUCUGUUAAUUGGUCACCUGUCUUUAACUUAUGGUGUCUUUUUUUAAUAGAUGUUUUAUAUUUAUAUAUAGUCAAAUCAAUAGUUUUUUUAUGACUUUAUUUAAAAACAUAAAGCAUAUUCUGUAUUUUCUUCUAACAUAUUUAUCAUGUAUGCAUCCAGAUCUUCAUCUGGAGUUGACUUUUGUGAAAAGUGUAAGGAAUAGAGCUGAUUUUAUUUAAAAGUCCAAAAACCGUUUAUUGAAGUCCAUUCUUUUCUCACUGAUUUGAAGUGCUGUUUUAUUACGUGCUAAGUAUUUGAUAUCCCUAAUAAAUAAUGCAUUGCUUUGA
Diceros bicornis minor is the source of this 5724-nucleotide messenger RNA. It is a transcript of the gene WDR36, whose product is annotated as WD repeat domain 36. Gene Ontology annotation, biological process: rRNA processing. Gene Ontology annotation, molecular function: protein binding. The transcript is spliced from 23 exons. The coding region runs from base 86 to 2773 and encodes 895 amino acids. Lineage: Eukaryota; Metazoa; Chordata; Mammalia; Perissodactyla; Rhinocerotidae. The record is from RefSeq and is a predicted model, not a curated record. Gene Ontology annotation, cellular component: Pwp2p-containing subcomplex of 90S preribosome; small-subunit processome.